AUGUCUAUGCUACCAGACCAUCCACAGCAUCAAGUUCACUGCCACAGAUCUGAAAAUGGCUAUAUCUCGAGAUCUCUUGGACUAGGUCUUGAUAUGCCCGUCCUACAGCUCCUGCAUCAUUUUGAUCGCCACACCGCAUCGACACUUGCCUUUGGCACUUCUGUUUGGAGAGACAAUGUGCUUCCUAUAGCGCUACAUAAUGAGAUUCUUAUGCAUGCAGUUUUAAUGAUAUCGGCAUCUCACCAGCAUAGCAUUUCGCCAGAUAAUAGCACAUACAUAAAAGCUAUGGCUUAUCACCUAGAUCUCACGCUCUCCGGAUUCAGAGGUCUCCUAUCACAAGGAACAGAAAACUGCAAUCACGAUGUAGUUAUCGCUUGCUCUCUGCUGCUGGUCCACUACGCUUGGUCCAUGCCCUUUUUUGCAUACGCAGGCGAUAAAAUCGAUAUGAGAAGCGAACCGGACAAGCUACUCAAAUUUUCGGCUGGUCUCAAAGCAGUCAUUAUUACUAUGAAAGAAGAAAGAGGAUGCUACAGAGGCAUUUUCAAGUCUCCCUUGUCAAACGAUUCGAUCCAAGCAUUCCAAGACUGGGAGUCAGCUCUAGGAACCACGUUUGACUUUGGCGAAUACUUCUUUGGCGCACGAUCAACUGCCUUGGAUGGAUCCUUCGGAUGUUGCAAAGAUAAUGCAUCAGCUGAUCCAUAUGAGCGGCUGGCCCCUCUACUAAACACGAUGGAUGCUGUAUUGAACGGCCAUGCCAUCCAUCACCUAAUGGUACAGAUACAGAUAUAUACACUUUUCUGGCCUUCUAAAGCCUCAAGGGACUUUGAGAACGAAUUUUUCAUAAACCGAACCGAAGCAUGUAUUAUCAUGCUCACCUUUUAUGCCACCGCGUGGUGGCUUCUUUCCGAGAGCGUGUGGUGGGCAAGAAGACGUACAAAAGUCAUGUGCGAGUCUAUCCUUGAGAGCUUGGAUAAAAAGAGUAAGGACAAGAGGUGGGAGGCAAAUAUUGAACAGAUUCGCCAGUAUUUUAAGUUCACGCCGAAUGGCUCUGGGGGUUGGACAAUUGGUGAUCCUGGCUACCAUCCAGCAACAGAGUAUUGA
Molecule: messenger RNA, 1101 nt
Organism: Trichoderma gamsii
Lineage: Eukaryota; Fungi; Ascomycota; Sordariomycetes; Hypocreales; Hypocreaceae
Exons: 2
Coding region: 1-1101 (366 amino acids)
Biological process (GO): regulation of transcription by RNA polymerase II
Molecular function (GO): DNA-binding transcription activator activity, RNA polymerase II-specific
Source: RefSeq, a predicted model, not a curated record